CUAAAAAUUUGUUUUGUAGAUAUGUUUAUUUAUGUAACAAACAAAAUUACAUUCACAUACGGAGACAAUAGCUACGUAUAUCUACAUAUACAAAUAACAAAAGUAUUGUUCAUUUUUUGUGUUACAAUAACGAAUACAGUUACGACUCAAUUAUUUUUAUCAAUUUAUUAAAAGAAAACUUCCAAUUAGAGCGAAAUCAAGCAGUCGUUUAGUGGCAUGGAGCAAAUCAGUCCAAUGUGUCGGGCAAUACUGCAUUUAUUAUGUUUUAUUUUUCUCUCAGAAAGGGCGUUCGCCACCGGAGAUGUAUCAUCAUUCCAAUUGCUCGCGAGGCUGUCUUUCCCGACUGUUGAAACGAAACCGUACAACAUGCCGGGCCCCAGCGAGAUCAACCCUCGGGGAAACUAUGGUGACGAGAAAUUCGAGAGGCUACAAGAAUACUAUACCUACAUGAACGGGCGGAUGAAGGAGCCGCACAAUCCGACCGAACGGAAGGAGAUCCUGGAGACUGCUGAGAAGAAGCUGACGGCGUUCAUAGACACCCACAUAAAGGAUCUGAAGCGGCUGCUAUUCGCGACAGACACAUGCCUCAUGUCCAUGGUGCUACUGAAGCUGAACAAGAAGAUGGACACGUCGGAGCAGAAGAUCAAGACAACAGAAGCGAAGAUACCGUUCGGACUGUAUACUAGUCCUGAAUUCAAGUGCCUAGGGACCUCUUACUACAUUGUCUCCGCACACAACCAAGAAGACGCCCAGAUGAUUCUUUCCAGCGAGAGGAAGCCACAUUGCUACACUUUUAGAGGUGCCUUCGCAUUCAACGGCUACUACCAUCGUCACUCGGAGACGACGUAUGUAGGGCCCCACGCCGAGCAGUUCCAAGCCAAGGACCCGAGCCAGGGCCUCUACUGUCAUUCAGAUGACAACUGGAGCGACGCACAAUGUAUUUACAAGGUGAACCCACGCGAGGAGUUCCCGGAGUCGGUGGAGUACGAGCCCAAGGUCUCGUACUGGUGCGGCCCUUACCGCUACUUCAUUCCCGCCACGACUGAGGUCCGCUGCAUCUUCUCAAUCUUCUCCAUGAACUUCAUCUUCAGGUUCGGAUACGACGGCGUCACUUACAAGAGCUCGGAUUUGUCGUUUAUGUACCAAAACGGCCAGGUGUUCUACACGGACGAACCUUGGGCGGGGAUGUCGUGCUGGAACUGGGCUUGCAAAUGGCGGCACAAUCAGAACAUGCGCUCCAACGAGUUCUUUGUCAACUGA
Amyelois transitella is the source of this 1260-nucleotide messenger RNA. RefSeq lists its product as uncharacterized. The transcript has 9 exons. NCBI's taxonomy places the organism in Eukaryota, Metazoa, Arthropoda, Insecta, Lepidoptera, Pyralidae. Bases 217 to 1260 code for a protein of 347 amino acids. The record is from RefSeq and is a predicted model, not a curated record.